Molecule: messenger RNA, 1977 nt
Organism: Haliotis rufescens (red abalone)
Lineage: Eukaryota; Metazoa; Mollusca; Gastropoda; Lepetellida; Haliotidae
Product: prostatic acid phosphatase-like
Exons: 11
Coding region: 118-1296 (392 amino acids)
Biological process (GO): dephosphorylation
Molecular function (GO): phosphatase activity
Source: RefSeq, a predicted model, not a curated record
UGUGGAAGAGGUAUCGGCUGGCCGCAUGGAACUCUGGGUAGGAGCGUGCCGCGAUCGCUGUCUCCUUUCCGUCACGGAAAUAACCGAGGACAGUGCGAGCUAACACAUCGUGUCAUCAUGGCGCAACGCUGCUUACUUCUGUGCAUUCUCAUUAACGCUAUCUCAGCCUCUGACGGAACCUUAAGAUACGUACAAGUGCUGUUUCGUCAUGGAGAUCGGGCACCUAAACACACUUAUGCUUCUGACCCCCAUCAAGAAGACGCGUGGCCCCAGGGAUGGGGACAACUCACACAGGAAGGCAUGAGACAGGAGUAUGAACUCGGCCAGUACUUACGAAAACGCUACGUCGGCAGCGGAUAUAUACACGGGAACUACACAGCAGAUGAGAUCCACGUUCUGUCCACUUAUCAAGACCGCGCUAUAAUGAGCGCGAGCUGCAUGCUGGCUGGCCUGUUUCCUCCGACAGGAUAUCAGAUUUGGAACCCCGCUAUACCGUGGCAACCCAUCCCUAUUCACACACUGCCCAAAGAAGAUGAUUUUUUAUUUGAAAUGGAAUGUCCAACAUACGAUGCCUUGGUCAAUCAACUGCCGAAAACGGAUUACGGGAAAAAAUUGGAGAAAGAAAACCAGGAUCUGUUGGAUCUAAUCGCCAAACACGCGGGGUAUCCGCCAACCUUAAAAAGUUUGAUGGACUUCUUUGACACCAUAUAUAUAGAGAACUACCACAACUUGACGUUUCCUCCGUGGCUCCGACAGAAUGACUUGUACAAGAGGUUCGUGGCACUCAAAGACUUGAAGGCGGAAGCCAAGUUUGCUACGAGACCCAUGGCCAGGAUAAUAGGGGGCCCCUUCCUGGGAAAGAUCAUUAAGAACUUUGAUGACUUUGUCAACUUUAACAACAUCACACGAAAGAUUGACUUCUUCUCAGGCCACCAAACGAACGUCAACGCUCUGUUGUCGGUGAUGGGAAUGUUCAACCAACUCUACAUCUCGUACGCUGGGGCAGUGCUUAUGGAGCUUCAUCACAAUGAGACUGAGGGAUACACUGUCGAGUUCUACUUCAGAAAUGACACCAACGUAGAGCCAUACUUACUGACAGUGCCGGGAUGUGUUCCGUCUUGUCCACUGUCAAGGUUAAAGGUGUUGACACGUGACGACAUUCCAGAUGACCCCGUGGCUUCGUGCUUUGGUCAUCCCUCCACACCCCCGUGCUCGACACAAGGGUCCAGCAGCACAUAUAUAACACUAUCUGUUCUACUUCUCCCAUUGGUGAUCGCUAUCGUCAAAGUGAUAUAAAUUCAAGGUUCCAUGUAACUGUGUUUGUUGUUUACCGCCCGCAGCGCUAUGUCAAUAAUCGAGUCUAGACCCGACAGUGAUUGACGUCAUGAGCAUCGAUCCACGCAAUUGCGAUACGAUGACAUGUCAUCAGCCAGGUCUGACCAACCGAUCCAUUUAGUCCCCUCUUCCGACAAGGAUGGGUUGCUGUCAAUAAUGAUGUUGUGUAUGCAAAGGAUGAAGGAGCUGGAGGCAAGAGUCAAUCACCCCGUGAAGAUCCGGAUUGGAAUUGGCCUUCAGCAACCCCUGCUUGGGACUAUGCUUGUUAUAAGAGGCGACUAACUGGAUCGGGGGGUCAGGCUUGCUGACUUGGUUGAUGCAUGUCAUCGUAUUCCAAUUGCCUUGGUCAAUUCUCAUGUUGUCAACUGCUGGAUUAUCUGGUACAAUCUCGAUAAUGUCCAGACCGCCGUUAUAACUGGAAUAUUGCUGUAUCACAAGGGAUAAAUAUUUCAGUGUCAGAACAGUUAAGGACUUUUUUAAUGAUGUCAAUUCUCAUUUAAUAUUAAAUGUUGACUCUGUGUUCAUAAGUCAUCCACUGGCUUCCAAUUAUCUUAAUCAGCUCUCUGUGUCCAUCAAUCAAUUUACUGUAUAAACUUUAAUGUUAAUAAGUAUAUAUACCUAUGUUGUUUAGCACUAUCCAUC